Psilocybe cubensis is the source of this 1116-nucleotide messenger RNA. RefSeq lists its product as uncharacterized. Gene Ontology annotation, cellular component: nuclear membrane; nuclear pore nuclear basket; nuclear pore central transport channel. Gene Ontology annotation, molecular function: phospholipid binding; structural constituent of nuclear pore; single-stranded DNA binding. NCBI's taxonomy places the organism in Eukaryota, Fungi, Basidiomycota, Agaricomycetes, Agaricales, Agrocybaceae. The transcript is spliced from 6 exons. Bases 1 to 1116 code for a protein of 371 amino acids. Gene Ontology annotation, biological process: nuclear pore organization; NLS-bearing protein import into nucleus; regulation of DNA-templated transcription. The record is from RefSeq and is a predicted model, not a curated record.
AUGCCCAGUUCACCUUCAUUUUCAGUGGCAGGAAUGUCAGCAUCGACGUCUUCGCACCACUCACCCAAUCUCAAUACAUGGGGAAGUUCAAGUACAGGAAGUGCACUGUCCCCAGGUUUCGGUGACUCAUUAUCGCAAUCAAGGAGCCACUACCAGUCUGGGUAUCUUAUGUCCGCUUCUCAAAGCAACGAUGCCCCGCAAGAAAAUCAACGCGUGAACGAAGUUCCUGUUGUCCAGACAAAGGCGAAGAUGAACCACAUACUCUCCAGAGGGACUGCUCCUGAUUUUGGAAUGGACUCGAUGUUCCAAAGUUCCAGACAAAGACAGCCUCUAGCAGACGAAGAUGCUCCUCCUACUAGCUCGAUCAAUGAUAUUCCUAACGAAAUUAAUCUCGAUUCUAGCCCUGGCCGCUUCCAGACAAGGCAAACUGGCAAUGAAAGACCCAACUUCUCUUCUUCUCGCCGCCAAAAUACCGCGCCUGCUCCCAGCGCGAGCCAAACAGUUCCGCCUCUAUUUGUCAUUGUGUUUGGGUAUCCCCCAGACAAAUACAGCCUUACCGUCGAAUAUUUCAGAUCACUUGGGGAGACUAUCGAUGUGGACACAAGCAAAGAUAUUACCAACUGUUUCAAGAUAGGAUAUGCUGAUCCAGCCGAUGCCGUGCGUGCUGUACGAAAGAACGGAGAAGUGCUCAAUGGUACCUGGAUGGUCGGCGCAAAGUGGGCCGAUGCGGCACAGGCAGAGGCCAUUCUGGGACAACCAAUCGCUCGAUCGCCGUUUGGUGCAUCUAUCUCUUAUAAUCAAACCCCCGAAUCUUCUUCCAACAAUUCCAACGCAAUGGCCGUCGAUGAACCCUACUCUCCAUCCCACAAUGCAAACACUAGUACACCAUCAGUCGGAACACCAAUUAAACUCGCACCUUCCAUGGCGGCGUUCCGAAAGGCCCCAGGUGUGUCGGGAACUUCUUCUAAGCCUGCUACUCCGCAACACGCAACAUGGGGGUCAGGUCUACUUUCUACAUCAAUUAGCACUCCUGGACAAAAAUCUACUGGAAGCGUCCAACCUUCGCCUAGUAAAGGUGUUAUUGGCCAAAUGUCCGAUUUGAUAUUUGGUUGGUAA